Strongylus vulgaris is the source of this 264-nucleotide messenger RNA. The record is from the annotation of a GenBank genome assembly. Lineage: Eukaryota; Metazoa; Nematoda; Chromadorea; Rhabditida; Strongylidae.
AUUGACGAUACGCCGCAGGAGAAAGAGUUCAUGAUACUCCAUAACAAGUUUCGCGCAAAAUUCCGACAUUUGAUUGUGGGAACUAAGCUUACGCUUGAUUUUUAUACGAGAUUUGUGGAGACAUGUGGUGCAGAGAUGAAGAAGAAGCGUAUCAGAGCCCAUUGUGUAGCUAGGCUUACCCGACUGGUCCAGCAGGACAAAAUGACGCCAACGAAUAUGGCUAUGCUCACCCAAAAACUCUACGAGUUAGGGCCAAAUGAGUGA